UUACUGUUGCUUGCGUUGAUACCAUUAUCCUUUUGUCAGAACAAAGAUCGAGUUCGUUAACAAUCGGUUGUACUAGCAACGAUGAUAACCGAAGAUGGCUCCUCGGGCGGAUCCUAGCACCGUCAUAACAUUAUUAACAGGAACACGCUCUUUGGCAGAGAGUCUCAUGAGUCUCAGUAACCGCGGCAGAUUCCGAUCUCCACUCUCCACUCUCCACUCUCCCUCUCAGGUCCAUUCUUCAUUGGUGUCCCUGUUCUGCUUGCUCAAUAGUAUCUCACACAUCCUGAGUUCGAGACUCGCUGCGAUUUAUCAUCAACCCAAGCAGAGAUUGCACAGGUCACAAAAAAUCUUCAUCACAUCGACUCGGGUGUGCUGAUUAUCAAGAAUCUUAGAAAUCGGUUAUGAUAGACGAAUGAUACUAAGGUAGGUACCAUACUAGAAACCAGUUGAUGAAGGCAACGGACUGAUGGUUUCGACAUCAUCCGCCC
This is a messenger RNA of Aspergillus novofumigatus IBT 16806, 488 nucleotides long. RefSeq lists its product as uncharacterized. The coding region runs from base 95 to 376 and encodes 93 amino acids. NCBI's taxonomy places the organism in Eukaryota, Fungi, Ascomycota, Eurotiomycetes, Eurotiales, Aspergillaceae. The record is from RefSeq and is a predicted model, not a curated record. The transcript has a single exon.